This is a messenger RNA of Microplitis mediator, 707 nucleotides long. Its product is annotated as histone H3. Gene Ontology annotation, molecular function: DNA binding; protein heterodimerization activity; structural constituent of chromatin. Gene Ontology annotation, cellular component: nucleosome. The record is from RefSeq and is a predicted model, not a curated record. Lineage: Eukaryota; Metazoa; Arthropoda; Insecta; Hymenoptera; Braconidae. The coding region runs from base 33 to 443 and encodes 136 amino acids. The transcript has a single exon.
ACUACGUUUAUUCGGAGAUUAGCUAGCUUAUCAUGGCUCGUACCAAGCAAACUGCUCGUAAGUCAACUGGUGGAAAGGCUCCACGCAAACAACUGGCUACAAAGGCCGCCCGUAAGAGCGCGCCAGCCACUGGUGGAGUCAAGAAACCUCAUCGUUACCGUCCAGGAACUGUCGCUCUCCGUGAGAUCCGUCGUUACCAAAAGAGCACUGAGCUCCUCAUCCGUAAACUACCAUUCCAACGUUUAGUUCGUGAAAUCGCUCAGGAUUUCAAAACUGACUUGAGAUUCCAGAGCUCUGCUGUAAUGGCCCUCCAGGAAGCCAGCGAAGCCUACCUCGUUGGUCUUUUUGAAGACACCAACCUUUGUGCCAUCCACGCCAAGCGUGUUACCAUCAUGCCCAAGGACAUCCAGUUGGCUCGUCGUAUCCGAGGAGAACGUGCUUAAGCUAUUUCAACAUCACACACCAAUAAACCAAACGGCCCUUUUCAGGGCCAUCAAAUUUUUCAUACUAAGAAAACUCAAUAAGUCAUUUAUUUAUAACAUUUAAUCGUUUACCAAAAAUAACUUCAUUCCUGAUUUACCCAUUUUUUAUUAUUAUCUUCAAGCCAAUUUUUAUCUUGUAGGACAGUCUAAUAUUUUAUGAAAAUUAUUCUUAUUUUUUCAAAGCCACAUUCACUGCGUAAUUAACGCAAAUUUGUAUAAUUUGAG